Molecule: messenger RNA, 1050 nt
Organism: Pteropus alecto (black flying fox)
Lineage: Eukaryota; Metazoa; Chordata; Mammalia; Chiroptera; Pteropodidae
Product: olfactory receptor 10AG1-like
Exons: 3
Coding region: 1-1050 (349 amino acids)
Biological process (GO): G protein-coupled receptor signaling pathway
Cellular component (GO): membrane
Molecular function (GO): G protein-coupled receptor activity; olfactory receptor activity
Source: RefSeq, a predicted model, not a curated record
AUGACAGAAGAACUUAACAAGUUUACAGAAACAGAGCACAGUGAUAGUGAAUAUGAAUUUAGAAAUUAUAGAAAUACAUUCAUGUACCUAAUGCAGUUGUCAGAAGAGGAAAUAAAAACAGAAAAAUCAAAUAUGACUUCAAUAACGGAGUUUGUUCUUUUGGGGUUUUCUGAUAUUCCCAAUAGCCAAUGGAUUCUUUUCGGGAUAUUUUUGGUCAUCUAUCUGACUAUCCUGAUGUGCAAUAGCAUCAUAAUUAUGAUAACAAGAAUUGACCCCGUCCUCCAGACACCCAUGUAUUUUUUUCUUAACAAUUUUUCCUUUUUAGAAAUCUGUUAUGUAACAGUCACUAUCCCAAGAAUGCUCAUGGAUCUUUUGACCCAGAAAGGAAACAUUUCUUUGGUUGCUUGUGCCACACAAAUGUGCUUUGUUCUUAUGUUUGGAGGCUCAGAGUGUCUCCUCUUGACAGCGAUGGCCUAUGACCGCUACGUGGCUAUUUGUAACCCUCUGCACUACCCGCUGGUCAUGAACUACAAAAUCUGUGUCCAGCUGGCCAUUGCCUCCUGGGUCAGUGGAGUUCCAGUUGUAAUUGGGCAAACAUGUCAGAUUUUUUCUCUGCCCUUUUGUGGGUCUAACAGGAUUAAUCAUUUCUUCUGUGACAUCCCCCCAGUUCUCAAGCUUGCUUGUGGGGACACAUUUCUGAAUGAAAUUGCAAUCUAUCUAGCUUCACUGGUGUUUGUCAUGGUUCCAUUUCUAUUGAUCAUUGUCUCCUAUGGAAAAAUUAUUGCCAACAUUCUCAAAAUAUCAUCAGCCAGCGGGAGGAAGAAAGCCUUCUCCACCUGUUCUUCUCACCUGAUAGUUGUGAUCUUAUUCUAUGGAACAGCUACUAUCACGUAUUUACAACCAAAACCAAAUCAAUCUGAAGGGACUGGGAAAGUGAUCUCUCUUUUCUACACCGUUUUCAUCCCAACACUGAAUCCCAUUAUAUAUACUCUGAGGAACAAAGACAUCAUGAUGGCACUGAGAAAACUAGUAAGUAAGUUAUUACAAUGA